CUCUGUGCUGGACGAGAGGUGAAAAUACAUGAUUGAUGAGGUCCUUGCAGACUCAAGCUGACCUGCAGUGCUCCGCGUCAUGCUCUAUAGCUCCUCCGCUUCUGCAGAAUGCUGAAGACUGCCUUCUCGCGGCGUGCUCUUCCGCUGCUCCAGCGCAGAUGGACCAGUCAAACCACUCAGCAACCGUUUCCCCCAGACAUCAACGAAUGGUCGCAUCCUCCAUCGAACGCGACUAUAUCAGAUGAAGAAAUAUACAGACUUGCAGCAAAGCCUCGUCGGCCUCUCACACUCGCGGAUCUGGUCAGACAUGGCAAGCCUCCAUUGCGAGAUGCUGCUCUUUUGGACUCGGCGAACUUUACGUUAUCACUCCUGCCCGCGCGCCUAGCUCAUCGGAUUCAAGCGCUUCGAAAUCUACCGUUCAUCGUUGUUGCGAAUCCUCAUGUCUCCAAGAUCUACAAUAACUACCUGCACUCCCUAUCCACCUUGGAGCCAUUCUACAAGAAGCCUAUAGAGACGAUAGAAGAAGAAAUGAAAUUCACAGACGUCAUGGCAGAUCUAGUCAGGACGCACUCCAAUACAAUCCCCACGCUAGCCCAAGGCUUCCUACAGUGUCGAAAGUACAUCGAACCAGCCGAGGUGACAACAUUCUUGGAUCAACACCUCCGUGCAAGAAUAGGAACCAGACUUGUCGCGGAACAACAUCUAGCACUCCAUAUGGCUUCGACUGGUGACGCAGCCACCCAGCCGCCUGAUUCGCACCACGUCGGGGUUAUUGACCUGGCAUUGCGACCGGCGGAUAUAGUAAGACAAUGCGAAGGAUUUGUGGGGGAAGUCUGUGAGCUGAAAUACGGUGUCCGGCCGUCGUUGGUGAUCAAUGGCGAGGUUGAUGCAGAGUUUGCUCACAUCCCCAUGCAUCUCGAAUAUAUCAUCACAGAGCUGCUCAAGAACGCCAUGAGAGCAACAAUUGAAUCUGGCAAAGAAGGUGAGCCCAUCGAAGUGACGAUCGCAUCGGCUCCGGAUGUGACGACGACCAAACUUGACUCGCUGAAGAAGCUUUCUGUGACCGAAGCGAACGCUUUCGAUUUCUCGCAAGAAGGUCUCGACGAAUACUGUUCUUCUCCAGAUGCGGAUAUCGGACCACUGAAUGCUGCUGCUCCUUGCAUCACUUUGAGGAUUCGAGACAGAGGUGGAGGGAUUCCGCCGGAGGCACUUGCAAACAUAUGGUCUUACAGCUUCACCACAUUCAACAAGGAUGAAGUCGAUGAAGCGAGCGAUGACACGGGAGGAAGUGCAGGUCUGAAUGCCAUUUCCCACAGUGGAACAGAUCAGAGCUCUAUUGCAGGCCUUGGAUACGGUCUGCCUUUGGGACGAGCUUACGCCGAGUAUUUUGGUGGAGCAAUUGCUGUUCAAAGUAUGUACGGUUGGGGCACGGACGUAUAUCUGACACUCCAGGGCAUCGGCAAGAUGGAAGAAACGAAGAAGGCUAAGACCGGAUUCGAGAAGCUGCAGGCCGAGAACGGCAACGAGUGAGAAGCCCGUCACCCUCGAUUAGGUGAAGACAGCAUGAAUCCUUCCUGCCGCACGAUCCGCCAGCCUCUCCUGCAUUACGACGCCAUACAUCUCCCUCACCCAGCGACACACAAUCUUUCUGGUAUCCUUGGGGUCCACAAUCUCCUCGACAUUGAACGGUUGAGCAGACCUCACCGGGUUCAUGAGUCGGAUAUAUUCGUCCUCAAGCUCCUUAUAUCGCUUUUUGACAGCCUCAGAACCAUGCUUUUCGCCGAUCUGCUUUAAUUCGUGACGAUGACCGACCUCAAUGCCUCCGUCGAGAGGCAGACUCCCCCAAUUCCCGCUUGGCCAGGCAAUUCUCAUCCACGGCUCGCGCGAGUCGAGCAUGAUACCUCCGGCGACUCCGUAGACACGGCGGGUGAUGACGGAGAAGAUAGGGGUGGUGGUUGAAUAAUAAGCCUUGCCGAGUUCGACACCCCACUUCAUCGUGGCAGAACGUUCGGCGACAGUGCCGAUGGCGUAUCCAGCUAGACAGAUAAUGAGUGUCACUACAGAGCAUACAGAGACCAAGAGUCUCGAAGAGAGGACAGGAGUAACUUACGAACGUCCACAAACUGCACAAUGGGCAAAUUGAACACAUCACAAAACUUGAUCAUCUUCAUCAACUUCUGGCUUCCCAACGCAUCCAGCGCGCCCGAAUUGACCUCGCAAUUCAAG
Messenger RNA from Exophiala xenobiotica, 2226 nucleotides. RefSeq lists its product as uncharacterized. The transcript is spliced from 2 exons. Gene Ontology annotation, molecular function: pyruvate dehydrogenase (acetyl-transferring) kinase activity. NCBI's taxonomy places the organism in Eukaryota, Fungi, Ascomycota, Eurotiomycetes, Chaetothyriales, Herpotrichiellaceae. The record is from RefSeq and is a predicted model, not a curated record. Gene Ontology annotation, biological process: protein phosphorylation; regulation of glucose metabolic process. The coding region runs from base 109 to 1530 and encodes 473 amino acids. Gene Ontology annotation, cellular component: mitochondrion.